This is a messenger RNA of Magnusiomyces paraingens, 6375 nucleotides long. RefSeq lists its product as uncharacterized. Gene Ontology annotation, biological process: intracellular protein localization; endocytosis; retrograde transport, endosome to Golgi. NCBI's taxonomy places the organism in Eukaryota, Fungi, Ascomycota, Dipodascomycetes, Dipodascales, Dipodascaceae. The record is from RefSeq and is a predicted model, not a curated record. The coding region runs from base 1 to 6375 and encodes 2124 amino acids. Gene Ontology annotation, cellular component: Golgi apparatus; membrane; endocytic vesicle. The transcript has 4 exons.
AUGUCAUCCCUAGAUAUUGUAAAUACAAAAUUUGAUCCGACUAAGUUUGACAAAGUUCCUCUUGAAAAACUACCUUACCAGGUUCUCAGCUGGAUUAACAUAGUUGUUAAUUACCUCAAGAACAAUCCCAACUUUGAGGAGUCUGUUCAGUCUUUUAUUGUCACAGAACUAAAUGGGUUUUUGUCUUAUGUCGAAACCUCAAAAGAUAUUCCCUCAAUUCUUUGCAAACCAAUUAGACUUGAACUAAAUUAUGCUUACCAGCUUACAUAUUCUGGCCCGCACAGACGGUUUCUUUUUGAAACUGUCAAUAAGCUGGUUAAGAUUGUCAGUGCAUCAAAAGCAGAAAAACAUUCUGAUUUGAAACAUCUGGCAAUUUCCGCGUUAGGUUCCAUAUAUGAAACUGCCGGUGAUGGUGCUUAUUCUGUUGCACCGUUAAGUGUGUUGACUUUAAUCAAGGCAUUAAAAGGAGCUUCUUCGAAUACCGGGUACAGAGUUACAAUUGUAUCUUCUUUGGCUGCCAUUACAAAGUCAGCGGGACACAUUUUUGAGGAUUCUCUCAACAAAGAUUUAUGGAAGGUUGCUAAAAAUUACUCCUCUGACAAAUCAGCAAAGGUUGUGGCUGCUGCGUUUGAUCUGUUUACCAGUUUAGUUACUCACCGAGCUCAUUUUAAAUCCUCUUCUGAUUAUGAAACCCUAAAAAAUUUGUAUCAAAAGGCACUUGAUUCUUCGUACGGGGUUGCAAGACAAUCAGCUGCAAGAUGCUUUGCAGCGGUUUUGAAUUUACUUACAAAUUCACCUUUACCACAGGCCACUCAUGAAAAGUAUUCCAAAGCAAUUGAAGUAGACGAAUCAGAACCAAAUCGCACUUCAUCGCCAGCACCAAAUGCAUCUGGUAGCUCAAAAGUUAAGCUUCCAUUUGCUCUUUCGUUUAGAGAUGGUGUCCUUGCUCUCGCUUCUAUUUACACAAGUUCUACUGCAACCACCAGAGUUAGAGUGGGUGUCACUCAAACGUUGGCAAUUUUCAUUAUGAACUGCGAUACACAAACCACGGAGGCAAACUUUUUUGAAAUUUCAAAUAUGUUAUUGUACAAUGUUCUGAGUGAUCCAAACAUUUCUCAAGAUCGACACAAGUUUAUUUUGGCUCGUGAACAUGCCAAGUUUAUUAUUACUGAGGUUAUAGGUCGCCAAGUACUUGGAGAGAUUGGCCAAAUUUCAGCAAUUAAAACCCUUAUUAACGAGAUUUUAAAAAACUACCCUAAAGUGUUGAAGGAACAAGAGGAAGUUCCAAAAGAAACACUUAUUGGGACUUUAGAAUGCAUCACUAAAUUUUUGGCAUUGGUUGGAUCUGCAGCUUCUUCCUUAGUCGACUCCUUAAAGGAUGCUUUGUUGCGUGUCAUUGUUCAUCCUAGUUAUACCGUACAAGUAACGGCAUGUGCUUGCUUCCAAGAACUUACAUCAGCAUCACCUUCAUUAAUUAUUCCUCUUUUAGAUAAAAGUCUUACACAUAUUCACAAGACUUUUCCAUUGAUUUCUGAUCAAAAGGCUCCUCACUCUCAGGUAACUGGUUUUGCUUUGCUAAUAUCUCUCUUAGUCAGCGUCACUUAUGAACAUCCCCUUUAUUCUUCGAUUGAUAUUGCUUCACGUUGUGUUUCUACUGCAACCUCAUUUUUGAAGGCUACUGGCGAUAUUGAUGCCCCCACAUCUGCUCUUCAAAUACAAGUUGCAUGGCGGCUUAUUAGCGGUGUCAUGCCUCUUGGGCACAAUUUUAUUAAGGUUUAUUUAUCUCAACUUCUUAUCUUAUGGAAAAGUUCAAUUCCCAAAGUUUUUAUCAAGGACCGAUUUACCGAUAAGAGCACAAUUGAACUUUGUUACCUCUACCAUGUUAAAAAUUGCGCAUUGGGGUCAAUUGCUGCCUUUUUAGCAAACAAUUCCAAACUUCUUACAAUUGAUGUUGCCGGAAGAAUUAUUCAACUUUUACAAAAUGCUACUCAUUUUAUGAAUGCGAUUCCUGCAAAAGCAUUUGCUGAUGAAGAAAAGUCGCAUCUGCUUGACAAAUCUAUCAAUCUUACUGAUUACGAUUAUCUUCUCAAACGCAGAGUUCUUCAGUGUUAUGUCUAUCUUACUCAGUAUUCCCAUACUCUUGAAUCAUUUCCUGCAAAUCUUUUGCCUCUGGUCUUAUCUUUGUUUGGAAGUCCUGACAUGUUCAACUCUGUCAAUAUGAGCACUGCUAUUGCAACUAACUCCGGCUCUAUCGACAGUAUUUGGCAAAUGGCAGACAAUUUUGCAUAUGGUGUCACUACUAAUGUCAAUGGAUUUAACAUCAUUGAACUUCAGCAGGAACAUGUCAUUGACAAGAGCAAAAUCCACAACUCUACAAUGGAGCCAAUUAAGGAUGUCCAAGAAUCCCACUGGCUUUCUGAGUUUGAUUGGAUCGACACUUUAGAAAACCAAAUAAGAUCACCUGUUUUAGGUGCGAUUGAGCAAGAUCCAGAUGUAUUGAUUCAUUCUUUGGAUCGACAGCAGCUUUAUGUAGGACCCGUUCCUGCUACUACUGCGGUUGCAAAUCUUUCUAUUGAACUUUUUGCAACUCUUUUCCCUCUUCAGCAGCCUAAGGUUCAGGAAAGUCUGCUCGUACAACUUAGUAGUUAUUUAUAUUCUCCUUCUUCUUCUUCUCAAAAGUCGGACAGAAUAACUGCAAUGUUUGUCAAUUCAUCUGUAGCUAUUUACAGCCUUCUUAAAUAUGUCACGUCAUCAAAUUCUCGUGAUAGAAUUAGCAGCACUAAGAUUUUAGCUCUUAUUAAGAAGAUACUUACUCCUAUUUUAGGCAGCUCUGACCCUAUUGUUCGAAAUGUUGCUGCCCAAGCUCUUGGUUUAAUGUGCUCUAUUGGUGGCCUCUCAAUGUCUGCAGAGGUUAUCAAGUAUCUUAUUGAUGAAGUUGUUCAAAAUACUGAUCCAAGCUCUCGGGCUGGUUGCUCAGUUGCCUUGGGAUACAUUUUAAAGCACGUUGGCGGAAUGUUUGCCGGAAUGCAUUUGAAAACAGUUUUUGGUAUCUUAACAUCAUUAGCUAACGAUCCUCAUCCAACUGUUCAUUUUUGGGCUUUAGAAGCUAUUUCUAUUACCAUCUCAGGUGUAGGAUUGAAUUUUGCAAACUAUUCUCUUAGCACACUUUCAAACCUAAGUAAACUUUAUCUUCAAACGUCUCACAGCGACGAAAUGGCUUCUGUUGUUUCGAGCAAUUUGGAAAUACAAUUCUCAACUUAUCGCAUAAUUGCGCGAUGUGUUCAUGCAUUGAUUGAUGUAAUGGGACCCGAUAUUCAAGAAAGCGAAAAGAGUCAGGAGAUUGUUUUGCUUCUUUUAGAACAAUUCCAAUUAUCAAAUGAUUAUAUUUGCAUUGUUGAAACUAUUAAGUCUACUCAAGAGCUUAUUAUUUUUGCCCCAAAUCUUAUCGAUAUUUCUACAUUUGUCAAGCCAUUACUUGUGGAUUUGAUGCUGCCUUAUCAGACUCCAGUCAAAACCGCCGCUAUUGACGCUUUAUACCAAUUAAUCAGAACCAGUUCACAUGCUUUGUUUAAGUAUACUGGAGCUGAACUGAAGCGUGAUAUUUGGCUGGCUUAUGAUUUGAAUCCGUCUGACAAGGCUCUCCGUGCAUUCAUCAAGCGAUGGGUUGAGCAGACUGCUGAAAGCGAAGCAUUGGAAUGGAUUGGUGGUGUUCAAAAGAUUUUGUUUAAUUCAAAGAAAGAGUUUAAACCGAAGGUUGAAACCAAGCCUAAGGAAGCCGAAACUAAUCUUGCUGAUGAGGAAGUAGCUGGGUUUGCUGGUGGUGGUGAUCCUGCUGACAAGAGUGGUGCUAUUGAUGAACCACUUAAAUGGCAAACAAGAGCUCUAGCCGUGGAGUCGUUACGUGACAUUGUUUCUUUAAACUUUAAAGAUAAGUCUUUACAAGAGAUUGAAAAGACACCAAUUCUCACCAAAAUUGGUGAUAUUAUUCGUGUGGCCUUUUCAUCCGCCACUGCUUCUGUUUUGCAAUUGCGUCUUCUUGGUGUCAAGCUUUUAAAUGACAUUUUACUGUAUCUUCAAGACAUUCAAGAUCCAGAGUUUAAUAAAGUUGCACUUUUGGAACAAUAUCAAGCACAAAUUAGCUCUGCUCUUACUCCAGCAUUUACUGGCGACACUUCUGCAGAACUUGCUGCCCAAGCUAUUAACGUUUGCGCUACAUUUAUUGGUAUUGGAAUUAUAAAGAAUAUUGAAAGAAUGGGCCGCAUUUUGAAACUUUUAAUAUCCUCUUUAGAAAAUUGUGCUGACAAUAAAAUUGUUUUGGGAGAUUUGAAGUCUUUAAGUCCCAACGCUCAAGUAAUGCUUCGUAUGGCAAUUCUGUCAUCAUGGGCCGAUUUGCUGGUUGCCAGCACUACCAAGGAAUAUCUUCAAGAUGUUGUGUCUCCAUAUACUCCAAUUCUGGUUCCUCUGUGGCUGACUUCACUUCGGGAAUUUGCUGAACUUCGCUUUGAACCUGAGCAAUCGUCAUCUCUUUCUAAUUCAUCUUUGGGAGGCUCUAUCGAUCACAUGUAUUCAGCUCUUUCUCGCAAUAGCAUUCUUCCUUUUUAUCAACGAUCAUGGCUUCAGCUUGUUGAUGCUAUUGCUACCAUGGUAGAGAAAAAUCCUGAUGAGAUUUUUAACAUUCUUAAUAAUAAAGACCAACCUGGAAAUUCCAGUCCCAAUACGAAAUAUGGAAGUGAACCCGCUGCCUUUUUCUUUGUUUUGUUUGGCAUUUUAUUUGAAUCCUUAAUUAGACCUCAGCAAACUUUGGGAUCAGAGGAAGAAGGCUAUUCUUCUGAACGCCGCGCUCAGAUAUUGUCUGCUCUCAAGCGUAUCAUACAUCCAGCAAUUAGCGGUACUGCAAUUUACAGUGACAUGGUUUUUAUUGAAACAAUUGAUGUACUGGACAGACUUGUUUUGACUGGAACAGUUACUGAACAGCUUUUGGUAGUUGAUAUUGCAUAUAGGCUUUGCAUCUAUCACCCUGAUAAGCAGUCGCACAGUGGAAACAAUUCCCCAAUUGAGGCCAAAGACGGAUCCUCAGGAGAUAAUCUUUCGGACCGCGUUAAUCAACUUUUUGAGCUUGUUCGAGUUGUAAUGCUUGCACUAACGAACCUGCUUACCUUUUUGGUUGAUCAACCUGUUCCACGAUCAACCUUAAACAAUCUGACCAAACCACCUUAUAUUGCUCUUAUUCAUGGAGCUCUAGGAAAUUUGGUUGGAAUGGUCGAAAUGUUUCCUACGGUUGUACGUGUUGACUUAUACGCAUGUUUGCUCUAUGUUUUCGGCAAAAUUUUGGAAAAAACCGAGUUGAUAGGCGAUGUAAUUGUUAAAGUUGGUCUUGUUCAGUUCAAGGAACUUAUAAAGAAUAUGGUUCACACGCGUCAGGCUGCUGGCACCGGCUCUCAAUAUGCUGAAGCCAUUGACCGUGCCAUUAGCAUGGCUACUGCUCAGCUUGUGGCGGUUCUUGCCGAUGCAUCUGCAACAACAGCUUCUGGGCGCACCCAAAAAGAGCUUAGUCUUCUCGGUAUUGUGAUUGUGUUCCGUAACGCUGCAGAUCUUCUUGGUCCUCCUGCAGGUCCACACCUUGUUGCAGAGCUUGCCCAAUUGUUAGUUGAAUGUAUUGCUAUCCCACAAAUGCAGAUUGUUGCUGCUGAGGCUUUACGUGGACUGCUUUCUGCUGCUCAUUGCACGCCUGUGGGCCAGGCUCUCAUCAUCAAAACCAUUCCGCCAUUGGUGGCUCUUGCUACUGGUGAUGGAUCUUCUUCAUAUUUGGCAAAGUCUUCAGCACCACGAGAUAGUGAUGACGAAAAUGAUGAGGAGGACUUGGUUGUUGAUCAUGGGAAUGCAAUUUCUCACCACCAUCAUCGUCGUACAAGCUCUACUGCAGCAGAUAUUGCUCAGAGAAAAGAAGCAGCAGCAGCAGCAGCGCGAGUACCAAAACUCGUAAUUGAGGUUCUUGUGGAAUUAACGAAAAGCCUUGAUCCUACAGAAGAAGCUGAGCGCGUCCGUGCGUUACUGUCUGUGACUAUCCCCGUGCUGCUCUGGUUUGCAAGUGGCGGCAACGAUGAGGAAAGCUCUGAUGCACCUGAGGUGACAGAGGAACGCCAAGUAUACGUCAAUGGGCGGUUGUUGGAAUUGGCCGGUCAUGCCAGUGUUGAAUUUAAGAACGUUUUGCAGUCUGGAUUGUCGGCAUGGCAGCGACAGAUGACAGAGUAUAUUAUGGUUGGUGGUGGACGUGGAGCUUCCAGUGCAAAUUCUGCUUCUGAUGGUUCAGCUGCCGGAUCUGGUACUAAUGGCAGCACUGGAGCAGCACACAUUGAGCUCAAAUCGUUUGUUUAA